Prunus persica (peach) is the source of this 1498-nucleotide messenger RNA. RefSeq names its product 3-oxo-Delta(4,5)-steroid 5-beta-reductase. Bases 93 to 1271 code for a protein of 392 amino acids. The record is from RefSeq and is a predicted model, not a curated record. The transcript has 2 exons. Lineage: Eukaryota; Viridiplantae; Streptophyta; Magnoliopsida; Rosales; Rosaceae.
AUAAACUCAGAAAGUAGUAGUGUUGAAGACACCGGAAGCAUUGAGACUUUGAGACACUUGGUCAAUUUUGGUGCAACCAAAACAGCACAACAAUGAGCUGGUGGUGGGCAGGAGCCAUAGGAGCUGCAAAGAAAAAGUUUGAUCCCAACGAUGCACCACCCAAGUACCAGAGCGUGGCACUGGUGGCUGGGGUCACGGGGAUCGUGGGCAACAGCCUUGCUGAUAUCCUGCCGCUCCCCGACACCCCCGGUGGGCCCUGGAAGGUCUACGGGGUAGCCCGCAGGGCCCGCCCGGAUUGGAACGCUGAUCAUCCCAUCGAGUACAUCCAAUGUGAUCUCUCAGACCCUCAUCAAACACAUUCUGAACUCUCCCAACUGACCGAUGUCACACACAUCUUUUACGUCACUUGGGCCAGCAAGCCCACGGAAGCAGAGAACUGCGAGGCCAAUGGCAACAUGUUUCGAAACUUGUUGGAUGCUGUGAUCCCAAAUGCACCAAAUUUGCAGCACAUAUGCUUGCAAACAGGUCGCAAGCAUUACGUUGGUUCAUUUGAGAUGUUGGGAAAAGUUGAGCCUCAUGAGCCUCCAUUUCAUGAGGACCUCCCGAGGCUCAACGUGCCCAACUUUUACUACACAUUGGAGGACAUUUUGUUUGAGGAGGUGAAGAAGGAGGGGUUGACAUGGUCAGUGCACAGGCCUACUGUGAUUUUCGGGUUUUCGCCGUAUUGCUUGAUGAACAUAGUGGGGAGUUUGUGUGUUUACGCUGCGAUAUGUAAGCACGUAGGGAAGAAACUGAGGUUUUCGGGGAGCAGAGGAGUGUGGAACGGGUACUGGGAUGCCUCAGAUGCUGACCUGAUUGCUGAGCAUCAGAUAUGGGCAGCAGUUGAUCCUUAUGCAAAGAAUGAGGCUUUCAAUUGCAGCAAUGGGGAUGUGUAUAAGUGGAAGCAUUUGUGGAGGGUUUUGGCAGAACAGUUUGACAUGGAGUUUGAGGACUUUGAUGAUGAUGACGAGGGCGAAUUGAGGCCGAGCAUGGAGGAGAUGAUGAAAGAUAAGGGGCCAGUGUGGGAUGAGAUUGUGAGAGAGAAUGAUCUGGUGCCUACAAAAUUGGAAGAGAUUGGGAAUUGGUGGUUUGUGGAUGUCAUGUUUGGGGUAGAGUCAAGUGUGGACAGUAUGAAUAAGAGCAAAGAGCAUGGCUUUGUGGGGUUCAGGAACUCAAGGACAUCAUUUGUAACUUGGAUUGAUAAGAUGAAAUCUUACAGACUUGUUCCUUGAUGUGGUGGUGGUGGUGCCCAAGUUCUUUUUUUGUUUUUCUUGUUUUUGUUCCUUUGUCUUGUUGGUUUGGUUUUCUUAUGCUGCUGUUAGAAUUGUUUAGUUAAGGUUGUAAUACAAAAUCUUGGUGGUUAGGGUUUAUUGGCUUUGUAAUUUUGUGUGAAUUAUGAAUUAAGUCCAUGAAUUUUGGUCUUACAUUGCAAUGAUUUCAAGUCCCUUUUUUUGGGUAA